This is a messenger RNA of Papaver somniferum (opium poppy), 7185 nucleotides long. Its product is annotated as chromatin modification-related protein EAF1 B-like. The coding region runs from base 369 to 6404 and encodes 2011 amino acids. The record is from RefSeq and is a predicted model, not a curated record. The transcript has 22 exons. Gene Ontology annotation, cellular component: NuA4 histone acetyltransferase complex. NCBI's taxonomy places the organism in Eukaryota, Viridiplantae, Streptophyta, Magnoliopsida, Ranunculales, Papaveraceae.
GAGCUAGGGCAUCGAAGAGAACUUGUUAAUUUUCCCCAUUCCCCCCCUCGUUCUCUCUGGUGGUUUGUUUUUCCCGCAUUGAAUCUUCUUCACGAACCCUGAAUCAAUUACUUCCUUCAAACACCUACAACUUCUUAUAAUCUAUUUCUCAUGUAAUAAAACAUUUAUUCAAACACCUCGUUCCCAAUUUCUUCUCCACAUUAAUUUUUUUUUCUUUUCAUUGUUUCGUUUAUUCAUUGUGAUCACCAAAUUUUCAUCUUCUUCAACAUAGAAAGCUCAAUAAAGGUCAACCAAGGAGCUUGAUGAAACCCUGUAAUCUAUGGCAUGGAAAGAACUACUUUAGAGAUUGACUGGCUGGGUUAAAAGGAAUGCAUGGGGAUAGCGUGGAAUCUGCUCUUCUAGUAAAUGCAGAGGUUGAUUCCAUGGGAGGAGUCAUUGAUGGUGGAGUUGGAAUGGAUACCAAAGCCUCUCCACGCCGAGCAGCAAUUGGAAAGGCUCAGGCAGAAUUGAGGCAAGAAUACGAUGUUCGUGAAGAACGUAGAAGAGAGCUAGAGUUUCUUGAGAAAGGGGGUAAUCCUUUGGAUUUUAAGCUUGGGCCUGCAGCUUCUAUCAGCUUUCAGUCAACUUCUUUCACCGAUCAGAUUGUGACAAGUGAAGCAAAAGGGAGCUUUGCAUUGACAGCCUCACCUCCGGGAGAUUCUGUUGAAAGCAGUGGUAGACCUGGGGCUACCACUGGUCGUGAAACCAACACUGCUGACAAUCUCUUGCUUUUUGAUACUGAAAAUGAUAUAGUUGAAGGAGACAGAAAUUCCAAAAGGCCUAAUAGAAGUGCCCUUCCUCCUUCAGAACAGUCUUCCCAACCGGACGGCACCCAUAACGCCAAAGAGUCAGAAGACCUGGCUAUCCGCCUUGCAGUAAAAGGUCAAGCUUAUGCUCGGAGGAAUAGGUCCAGAACUAGUCGCGAUGGAGCUCGAGCGUCCACCACUGAAUUAACUCUUGCCGGGGAUGGCAAGGGUACUUCUGUUUUACCUUCUUCUCGCGACGGUUCAAGGAAUGUGAAGGGGUCAUUGUCUGAAGUGAUCAUUAAGAAAGAACACCCUGUAGCUUCUAUUAGUAACUCAAAACAUAGAAUUCUCAAUGGAGACGUGGUUCCAAAGAAUGUUGGUUCUGGCAAUCAAAUGGAUAUGGAGUUGGAUGCUCCACAGGCUCCUGGUAAAGAUAUCAGUUUCGAAAAAGAUGGUACAGUUGAAGCCAAGUCUGAUGCUACCACAUCAAGAAAUUUAAAAGAAAUACAGGUUUAUGAACCUAAUCAAAAUCCUAUUCCUGACACUGAUCCAGUACCUAAUACUCUCAAAAUUGUCUCACUUGAGAUGGCUGGAGAGACAGCAGAUAUUCCAUCAGGUCCUGAUUUUAGUAAGAAGGAGAACCCGGGCACAGAUAAAGAAGAAAUGGUGAAUGAAGGUCUAAAUAAGAUUACAGUCAGUGACAAGAAUUACGUCGACUCUGAGUCAUCUCUCAUGCAGAUCGGAGAUACUUCUAAUGCCCAGUGUCCGACCAUAAGGAAAAGCAGCAUUUGUUUGAACCCCAAAGAACCGGUAUCGGUGAUUGAAGAGUCCCCUCAUAUAGCAGUUGCCGGGGACAAAAAGAGCAGUGGGACAAAAGACGUUAGGCCAGUUGCCAGUGAUAAUUGCAUUCCUGUUUAUCAAAAUCUCAUUGGGACCCUCGUUAAAGUUAAGGAAGAAAUCUUUGACAGUAGAUCUGGUUUGAAAGAUGAGAUGGAACCUGCUGGUACUAUGCAGCGGAUGGAGAGUACUGUCGAUUCAGUUCCAAAGGCAGAGAAAGAGUUAAGCAAUUCUCUGGUUGGUGAUUCAAGUACUGAAAGGAUAGCUUCAUGUCCUCAAGGUAGAGCUCUAAGUACUUUUGUUUCUUCCCAAUGCGAUAAACCAGAUGCUAGGUUUUCUGGGAGGGGUCCAGAAGUUGCUCCUGAGCUCAAAUCCUCUACAGGCAGCAAUAUCAAGAUGACGAACAAAGCGCAUGAAGAUUCAGUUUUGGAGGAAGCACGGAUUAUAGAGGCUAAACGUAAGAGGAUAGCGGAGCUCUCUGCGGGUACUUUUCCUUUGGAUAGCAAGCGGAAAUCACAUUGGGAUUUCGUUCUCGAGGAGAUGGCAUGGUUAGCAAAUGAUUUCAUGCAGGAGCGUUUGUGGAAGACAACUGUUGCAGCCCAAAUGUGUCAUAUGGUUGCAUUUCAAGGUCGGUUAAGGUUUGAGAAGCAAAAUCUCUGUCAAUUGCAAAGGAAAGUAGCUCAUACACUGGCAAAUGCUAUCAAGCAGUUUUGGCAUACAGCUGAGGUUCUUGCUACUAGUGAUGACCAGAGCAGUGGCCACAAAGAUUCCAACUUAGCUGUAGUCGGAUCAGCAAUGGUUAACGUAGGUGAAGCUGCUGGGAACAAGACCGGGGAAGCAAAUAUGGAGACAAGCAAAUCAGAGGGAGAUAAUUCUGUAAAAGGUGUUCAGCUUUCAGUUCAGGGAUAUGCAGUUCGAUUCUUGAAGUACACUAAGAUUGUGGUUGACCAUCCUGCUCAAGCUGAAGCACCACCGACUCCGGACAGGAUAUCAGAUUUGGGUAUUACGGAAUGGGAGGAUCAGUUGUCUGAAGAGAUACUCUUCUAUACAGUUCCUGCCGGUGCAAUGGAGGACUACAGGAAAUCUGUUGAACUACACUGGUCACAAUAUCAGAAAUCUGCAAGCAACACGAACCAAGAAGAGGUGGACACAUCCAUGUUUGAUGCAGUAUCAGAUUUUGGAUCCGGAGAAAAUGCAUAUGGGGAAUAUGAAGGAGAAACAGGAAUGCACUACAUUGCUGGACCGUUCGAGGGUAGUAAGUCGUCAAAUUUUGCUCAGAAGAAAAAGAAAAACUCAUCCAAUUCAUUCUCUGGGAGGUCAUAUGAAGUGGGUGGAGAUCUUUCAUAUGGCCAUUAUGUGGAAAACAAAUUGGGGCCUCAUCCUUCCUUUUUAAUGGAAAAAAGGCCUUCCAAUAACUCAAAUGUUGGUUCCAUUCCCAUAAGGCGUGUACGAACUGCUUCAAGGCAGCGAUUUCCUAUAAGCGCAGGAGCUGUUGGGGCCGUACAGAUUUCGAACAAAACUGAUGCUUCAAGUGGAGAUACUAGUUCCUUUCAGGAUGACCAGAGUACUGCGCAAGGUGGGAGAAUAGGUAUGGAGCUUGAGUCAACUGGGGAGUUUGGAAAACACUUGAGGCCUGAUUGUACAGAAAUAUCAAUGAAACCUAAAAAGAAGAAGAUUAAACAUUCACUUCAUAGGAAUCAAUUGAACAUGCCGAACACCGUGGGUUUCGUGAUAGGAAAAGGCUCUGCAUACGAACAGAGAUGGUCGCUUGAUUCCAUGGGUCAACAUGAACAGAAGGAUACCAAAAAGAGAAUGGAAAGUCAUGCUUUUGAAACUAACGGAAACAGUGGUAUUGGUGGCCAACAUGUUUCGAAGAAGCCGAAGAUGACAAAACAUUAUCCUGAUACCUCUGUUGAAAAUCUUAAUCCUCUUAUUGGGUCAAUUCCUUCUCCAGUAGCUUCCCAAGUGAGUAAUUUGACGAAUCCAAAUAAGCACCUCAAAAUGCACUUAGCGCAGAAUCGUGGAAGGAAGCCCAAGGGUGUGAAGAUGACAUCCGGGCCAUAUGGAUCAGGAAGUUCAUGGACGCAAUUUGAAGACCAGGCCCUUGUUGUCCUCGUACACGAUAUGGGUCCAAACUGGGAGCUGGUCAGUGAUGUUAUCAACAGUACUCUGCAGUUUAAGUGCAUUUUUCGUAAACCUAAAGAUUGCAAGGAGCGCCACAAAUUUUUAAUGGACAAGAGUGCUGGUGAUGGGGCUGAUAGUGCUGAUGAUUCCGGAUCUUCCCAACCCUAUCCGUCGACUUUACCUGGAAUCCCAAAGGGUAGUGCAAGGCAGUUGUUUCAGCGUUUGAGGGGUCCAAUGGAAGAGGAUACCCUUAAGGCUCAUUUUGAGAAAAUCAUUUCCAUUGGGCACCACCAACAUUCUCGUAAAAUUCAGAAUGAUAAUCAGGAUCAGAAACAAACAGCGUCAGUCCACAACUCUCAUGUUCUUGCUCUCUCCCAAGUCUGUCCAAAUAACCUUACUGGGGGUCCUCUAACGCCUCUUGAUCUCUGCGAUGCUGGAAGUCCUGAUCUUUCCCAUGGAUAUCAAGGAUCUCAUAGUAGUAGCUUAGGAAUUGCAAAUCAAGGUUCUGUUGCUCCAGCUCUUCCCACUUCUGGUUCUGGUUCUAAUUCCAUGCUACAAGGAUCUUCUGGUAUGGCUCUUGGUAAUAGCUUGCCAUCUCCAUCUGCUGCACAUAAUGCCUCAACUAGAUAUGGUGGUCAAAGACCAACUUUACCAAUGGAUGAACAGCAAAGAAUGCAUUAUAAUCACAUGCUGUCUGGUAGAAAUCUCCAGCACCCUGGUUUGUCGGUGCCUGGGUCUUUGGCUGGAGGUGAUCGUGGAGUUCGUGUGGUACCUGGUUCAAAUAGUAUGGGAAUGAUGCCUGGGAUGAACAGAGGCACACCAAUGCCUCGCCCAGGGUUUCAGGGAGUUGGUCCACCAUCAAUGUUAAAUAUGGUUUCCUCUGGAAGUAUGCAUCCUGCCACUGCAGUGGGCGUGCCAAACUCUGUAAAUAUGCACAAUGGAUCUGUUUCUGGUCAGGGAACUUCUAUGAUGAGACCUCGUGAUACGAUGCAUAAGAUGCGGCCUGGUCAAAAUCCAGAUGAUCAAAGGCAAAUGAUGAUGCAAGAGCUUCAGAUGCAACAGGUGUCUCAAGGAAAUAGUCAAGGUCAUCCUGCUUUCAAUGGGUUGAGCAGUGGUUUUUCAAAUCAGACGGCCCCUCCACCUGGUCAAACAUUUCCAGCCCAACACCUUCAACAGCAGCAGCAACAACAAUCUCAUGUCCCCUCCAUCCACCCACAGCAACCUCAUCACCCUCAUAUUCAAGGCAGCAACCCGUUUGUGCUCCGGAUUCCUAAAGAUAGGCAAGUUCAGCAGCAACGGUUCAUGCAUCAGCAGCAGCAACAACAAUUUUCUCCCACCAAUACCGCGCUGUCUCAUGGCCAACCACAGUCCUCCCAGCAUCCAAUAUCAACUUCACUACAAAACUCCUCUCAGGUUCACCAGCAGGCAUCUUCACUGCCUUCACCAAACUCUCAGUUGCCCCUAACGUCAUCUUCAUCCAUGAGCCCUGUAACUUCGCAGUCCCAAUCUAAACAUCACCUUCCUCCUCAUGGUCUUGGUCGGAGCCAUAGUACUGCUGGUACCUUACCUACUCAGAUCCUAAAACAGCGGCAGCGCCAGCAGCAACAGAAUUUUCAACCGACUGGUAGGCAUCUUACUCCACAAAGGCAACAGUCUCAAUCCCAUCAACAACCUAAAUACAUUAAGGGAAUGGGCAGAGGGAGCCCUUCAGUAAUGCAUCAGAACCACUCUGCUGAUCCGUCCUCUCACAUAAAUGGGCUUGCUUCAACUCCAGGAAAUCAAGUACAUGAGAAGGGUGAGCAGGCCAUGCAUCAUAUGAUGCAAAACCAGGGUUUAUUUUCAGGUUCGAACUCAAUUCAGUCAAACAAUUCGCUGGUGCCUCCUCAAUCAACAAAUCAAUCCUUGUCUCAGCAAAAGCUGUUUUCUCGUUCACCACCCUCCUCUUUGUCGAAGCAACUCCCACAGGUUUCGUCUCAUUCUGAUCUGAUGAAUAACCAAGGCCACCCCCCAGCAGUUACUUCUGGGCAUAACACGCUUCCUCCAGUGGCAAUGGGAUCUGGUCAGCAGCAGCGGCAAAAUAUGCAUAGAAUGCUUCAACCACAUAAUCGUCAAAUGAAUUCUGAUCCACAUACGCAAUCCACGGUCGAGCAGCAGCCUUCAAACAGCAGGCCGCAUAUAGGGGGUACUGAAUCUUCCACCAAUUGCAUGCCCGUUCUUUCCUCAGCAAGUAAUGCUGCUACUCAGUGGAAAGGAACAUCGGAGUAUAAUUCAGGAAUGACAAAGUCAAUCAAUCACUUGCCUGGCGUUGGAAAUCCAUCACCUCUGACUAGCACAACAGAAACUGAGCUUUCAACUCCCUCAUCGUCUGGCCAAGAUUUAAUCCAUGAGCAGUUCUCUGGAAGUACUACUACUCAGACCAACAGUGCUGGGACCCAGUGGCAGCCGCACUUGCAGCAGCAACAACGUCAACCAUCAGGCCAACAGCCUACAGCACCAUCGCCACCACAACCUCCAUCACCACCACCACCACCACUACCUCCGCUGCUGCAAAAGCAACAACCACCUCAGCAACCUCAAUCCCAACCACAGCCACAACAACAGCUGCAAGCUGGGCAGAGUGGACCGUAUGCCAAACCAAGUAAUUCUGGACCAGGGUGAAUUUUAUAAGCUGGUCUGCAGGUGUUGGAAAAUGGGUCAGUCUGAUUAGUCUUGCAUGUGUUGUUGCAGCAGUGUACAGGUUAGUUGAUGCACCGUAAUUUAUUCCGGCUAAGCAUAACAAUUCAAAUCAAGUCAAAACAGAUACAGGUGUAGGCAUUGGACAUGCCUUCCCAUCUAUACCUACUCCUCUGUGUCUUUUUGGGUGGUCAGAUCUGUUAUUAUAUUUUGAAUUGACGGGGACAAACAAGAUUUGAUACUAAUGGAAGGCAAUGGGGGUUCCAUGCAGAUGAUGGAAGCUUGUGACUCUGAGACUGCAUUACCAGAAAUGGGAAGUGGUUUGGAGUGUUUUGUGCAGAUCCACUAUAGUUGGUCACUGACCUAUGGGGAAAUAGUAUCUUUUGUACCUUGUUGUUUCUCGUCCUCAAUCAAAUACCUAUCUCCUACCCAAGUCAUUUGGCAGUGAGAGAUGCAGAGAGGAAAAGAGAGAUAUAAUGGGUCCUUAUUAGAUUAUUUUGUACAGGGGUUUGAUCUCUUCUCCCCCUCCGCCUUUUGUUUUAAACUUUAGCGGGCUCCCUUCAAAUGUUUUGUAUAGGUAGACAGAAGGGAGAAAGGGUGUCUGUCUUUUGUUCAUUCCCCUUUAAUUUUUGUUCUUCUUUCAUUCCACCCCCAUAGAUAGUCCAGUGUAUUAUUAAGUUAUGGAUUAUGCUGAUAAUGUAAAAAUGAAAAAAAAAAAAGCUUAUCAUUCUAAUCUCCCAAUUGUAUUUGCUCCUUUUUGUCUUCU